Molecule: messenger RNA, 3150 nt
Organism: Aedes albopictus (Asian tiger mosquito)
Lineage: Eukaryota; Metazoa; Arthropoda; Insecta; Diptera; Culicidae
Gene: MED25
Product: mediator of RNA polymerase II transcription subunit 25
Exons: 6
Coding region: 186-3011 (941 amino acids)
Biological process (GO): positive regulation of transcription by RNA polymerase II
Cellular component (GO): transcription regulator complex; mediator complex
Source: RefSeq, a predicted model, not a curated record
UAUGUUUAUUUCCAUAAAAUCGGUGUUUUGCUAAAGUUUCGCAUAAAGAGUUCCAUCCUUUCCGUACAAUUUUACAUGUAAAACGGUGAAAAAUUCCUCAAAGUUUACGCCUCAAGUGUGCACAUUAGCUCGGGCAAAAGCUUGCUUGUGUUUUAGGAAGUGAGUUUCGUUUGUGCGGUAGAAAAAUGUCGUCGGAAAUCUUGUUUGUAAUCGAGGGCACCGCAAUCAACGGGGCGUACAUGAACGACAUGAAGAGCAACUACAUCAUCCCGACGCUGGAGUACUUUUCGCAAAGUACUGUGGGGGAUGAUCGUGGGGGUGGCGGCACUGGUGGCGAUAGCUACGGGACGGACAAGAAUGGAAACCAAUACGGAAUAGUGGUGUACAAGACAGCCCAGAGCUUGCCGGGAGUUUGCUGUACCACGUUUGGGCCGUACAACAGUGCUCACAAGGUGCUGGGAGCGCUCGAUAAGCUGGAACUGAGCGGGGGCAAAAGCGAGUCAAAUGCUAACCUGGCGGAAGGGCUGGCCACGGCGCUGGUUUGCUUCGACGACUUUGACGAACUGCGGGAGAACGGGAUGAAGGUACACAAGUAUUGCAUCCUUAUCGCGGCUAGUUCGCCCUACUCGAUGUACGUGACGGAGUGCUACGCGUAUGAAAACAAAAAUGUGGAACAGCUGGUGGGGUUGUUCCUAGAGAAGAACAUCAAUUUGUCGAUCAUCUCACCGCGCAAGAUUCCGGUGUUGUUCAAGCUGUUCGAGAAAUCCGGCGGUGAUUUGGGCUCCUGCAGCACCAAGAACUACUGCAAAGAUCCACGUCAUCUGGUGCUGCUGAAGGGAUUCAGCUUGAAGGAACGUCCGGUAAGCCCUCCGGCAAACCAAAUUAGCCAUAAUCAGGCCGGCAGUAUGCCGAGUCCAAAUCCGAACCAGCAGCAAAAUCAGCAACAACAACAGCAGCAACAACAACAGCAACAGCAGCAAGCAAUUGGCAAUCAGAACGUAAUGGACACUGUCGGCGGAAACAUGAAUAUGAACAAUAUGGGAAACAAUCCGAACAUGCGGGGUCCGAUGGUAAAUCAACAGGUUGGCUUGCAACAGCAGUUGCAACAACAACAGCAGCAGCAACAACAACCAUGCAGGAUGAACUUCCCCCAGAACAACAUGGGCAACCAAAUGUUCCCAAAUCAGAUGCCGAAUCAACCGGGAGUGGGUGGAAUGAACUACCAGCAGCAGUUGCAACAGCAGCAACAACAACAACAGCAGCAGCAGCAACAGCAGAUGCGCUGGAUGGCCCCACCUCAAGGGCGCAAUUUUAUGGUUGGUGGAAUGAACGGCAACCAGGGCCGUCCACAGCAACAGCAGCAGCAACCGAAUCAGAUGAUGGGCAACAAUGCCCAAACCAAUUCGGUGCUAAUCUCGCAGCUGACGACUCCACCGCACUCGAUGAACGCCCAGCAGCAGCAACAACAACAACAAAUGGCUCAAGGCAACAAUCCGCAAAUGCGCAUGCCGUUUGUCAACAGUUGCCUCCAGCAACAGCAACAACAGCCUGGCCAACCGAUGUCACAACAGAGUUUGCUUCAACAGCAAAUGAUGGCCCAACAGCAACAGCAGCAACAGAACUUACAGGUUCAAGGAAUGCAAAACCAAAUGGGAGUCCCUGGAAACCAGAUGGGACCAAUGGGCAACCAGAUGAUGGGCGGCAAUCAACAGCAGCAGCAAAUGCAACAACAACAGCAAAUUCCCAAUCAACAGCAACAAAUGGGCAUGGUCCAACAGCAACAGCAGCAGCAGCAACAACAACAGGUGCAACAAAUGGGACAACCCGGACAACAGCAGCAACAAAUGGGACAACAACAGCAGCAGCAACAACAACAACAACAACAACAGCAACCUCGCGAACGUAUUUGGUCCGGCAUACUGGAGUGGAUCGAGAAACCGAACAAGAACGACUCGACCAAGGUGACCCGGCAGGUGCCCUGCUCCGUUUCGGCCAACAUCCGCGACGGGGAACCGGAAACACGGGCGGACAACUGGCCUCCUCGAUUGAUAAUGCAACUGAUGCCGAAGACACUUGUCGGAAGCGCCGGUGGGCAGUACAUUAAGGAGUCGAAGACCGUGGUCUUCGUACCGCAGCCAUGCGAGGCACUCGAAGCGCUCUCCAAAGUGAUGAAAUCCGGAUUCGCCGGUUGCGUGCACUUCACUACAUCGCCCAACUGUGACAUCAAGGUGCUGAUCCUUCUGUACACCGCCGAAAAGAACGCUUACCUGGGUUUCAUACCGAACAACCAGCUGGCCUUCGUCGACCGCUUGAAGAAGGUAAUCAUGCAGAACAAGAUGCAAACGUCCAAUCAGCAACAAGUUGGACAAAGUUCCGGAAUGGGAAAUCCCCAGGCUAGCAUGUUGCCUCAGCAGCAACCUCAACAACAGCAGCAGCAACAACAACAACAACAGCAACAGCAGCAACAACAACAGCAAGCCAAUCAACAACAAAUGAUGGGAGGGCCCAUGGGACCGGGUCCCGGUCAAAUGGUGCCCGGACCAGGUCAAAUGGUCCCUGGUGGAAUGCAACAAGGCCCUCGUAUGGGCGGAAUGGUCAAUCAGAUGCAACAGGACCAGUUCAACAACUACGGCAAUAUGGGCAAUCAGCAAAUGCAAGAUCCAACCAUGCAGAUGACUCAGGAACAGCAGUACAAGAUGUUGCUACAGCAACAGCAACAACAGCAGCAGCAGCAACAACAACAACAACAGCAAAGAAACAUGGGCGGUCCCAUGGGGAACAUGGGAAUGAACGUCGGCAUGCAGAACCAGCGGAUGAUGCGUCCGGUGCUGUCGAACAAUCCCGGUCUGAGACACCUGCUGCAGCAGCAACCGAAUCCGCAGUUCCGUCAGCAGAUGGCCAUGGGCAAUGCUGGCAAUCCGCUGGGCCAGAUGGGUGCCGGCCAGAGGCCCAACUUGCAACCCAACCCGAACCAGGCACCGUUCGACGACGCAAAUUUCGAUUUUAUGUAAGUCGGUGAUGGGUGAGUAUUACAUAUUGAAGGACUACUAGGUACACUACAUAUUAUUAUGUAAUUUGUCUUACAUUUAUACAUUUACGACGGGCAUGCCCUUAUGAUAGUAGCUAUGAUAUAAAGUUUAUCACACAUAA